CUUCUGGUCGGUGGAGCGCUGGUUUAGCCAUCCGUCCUCUGCUGUGCAAGUGCGGGCACUCCGGGGGCGCUGGAAGUGAGAGCGCGUCUGGAACUCCCUAGUCCGGCCAGGCUUGGCACGGGGCCCCGCCCCCGAGACCUCCGAGGAUUCAUCUCUCGCGGCUCAGUGCCCUCGAAGAGGUUGGAGUGUACUUCCAGGGGUCGUAUCUCCGGAGGUCGAACCUGCUCGUGGGGAGAAGGAAGGGCAUGAUCCGGGCCUGAGUAGCCCGUGCUCCAGCAUUUGUGCGUAAGGGUGGCCCCUGGGUGGGGUGAAGCUCCUCUGUCUCUAUUGUUGUUCCCCACCCCAGUGUGGGCUGCUGGCUGCAGGAUGAACUGUCGCUCAGAGGUGCUUGAGGUGUCGGUGGAGGGGCGGCAGGUAGAGGAGGCCAUGCUGGCCGUGCUGCACACGGUGCUUCUGCACCGGAGCACAGGCAAGUUCCACUACAAGAAGGAGGGCACCUACUCCAUUGGCACCGUGGGCACCCAGGAUGUGGACUGUGACUUCAUCGACUUCACCUACGUGCGUGUCUCUUCUGAGGAACUGGACCGUGCCCUGCGCAAAGUUGUGGGGGAAUUCAAGGAUGCGCUGCGCAAUUCCGGUGGCGAUGGGCUAGGCCAGAUGUCCUUGGAGUUCUACCAGAAGAAGAAGUCUCGCUGGCCCUUUUCAGACGAGUGCAUCCCGUGGGAAGUGUGGACGGUGAAGGUGCACGUGGUAGCCCUGGCCACAGAGCAGGAGCGGCAGAUCUGCCGGGAGAAGGUGGGUGAGAAACUCUGUGAGAAGAUCAUCAACAUCGUGGAGGUGAUGAACCGGCAUGAGUACCUGCCCAAGAUGCCCACGCAGUCAGAGGUGGACAACGUGUUUGACACAGGCUUGCGGGACGUGCAGCCCUACCUCUACAAGAUCUCCUUUCAAAUCACUGACGCUCUGGGCACUUCCGUCACCACCACCAUGCGCAGGCUCAUCAAAGACACUCUUGCUCUCUAGGCCUCGCUGGAACCUGGGAGCUCUUUGAUGGCCUCUAGACCUUGACUUCUGGGGAUUGUACUGUUAGGCCCUUGGGGCUCUGGAGUUAGUCCUUGGUGAGACUUGGAAGGGAAGGGACAGCCCCUGGGUUCCUUGUUUUGUGGUUGCCAGCCUGGUCAUCCCUUUAACCUUUACUGACUGUCAUGUCGUGCCUACACUGUCUCUCCACAUCCCUACUGGGGUCCCUCUUCCUUUUCCACUGUACAGAAGAGCCACCAGUAGGAUGGUGAAUAAAGUUGAGAGUAUGAGUUUGUGUUGA
Otolemur garnettii (small-eared galago) is the source of this 1321-nucleotide messenger RNA. It is a transcript of the gene ATG101, whose product is annotated as autophagy related 101. The transcript has 4 exons. Bases 367 to 1023 code for a protein of 218 amino acids. Gene Ontology annotation, cellular component: phagophore assembly site. Gene Ontology annotation, biological process: autophagy; autophagosome assembly. The record is from RefSeq and is a predicted model, not a curated record. NCBI's taxonomy places the organism in Eukaryota, Metazoa, Chordata, Mammalia, Primates, Galagidae.